AGCUGCCCCUUUUCCAUUGCUGUUCUCAGAGGGAGACUCUGGGGCCAGCAGCGGCUGUGACAGAGGUAGUCCAGCUUCCUGGGAUACGCUCAGCUUUCAGGGAGCAACAUUCCCUGGCACAGGUGUUUAAUCCUUGAAGAUGAUGUUUGACUCGGCAGCCGUACCUGGAGAGGUGACCGCCUCUCUCCUAGUCCUGGUGAUUGUUUUUGUCUUUAUACGAGCACGAGGGAGCCAGGAGGGAAAGAAGAUCCCUCCUCCUGGCCCAUGGUCCUUCCCAAUUAUCGGAAAUCUUCUCCAGCUCGGAGCCCAUCCUUACUUGACAUUUAUGGAGAUGAGGAAGAAAUAUGGUGACGUCUUCCUUAUCAAACUGGGAGUGGUCCCUGUCUUGGUGGUGAAUGGGAUGGAAAUGGUGAGGCGCGUGCUGGCCCGGGACGGAGAGCAUUUUGCCGGCAGACCUGCCAUGCACACCUUUUCUUUCCUGGCAGAAGGAAAAAGUUUUUCAUUUUCAGUCAAUUACGGAGAAAGUUGGAAACUUCAUAAGAAAAUCGCCUCGAAUGCUUUAAGGACGUUCUCCAAAGCAGAGGCGAAGUCGUCCACCUGCUCCUGCCUGCUGGAGGAACACGUCGCAGAGGAAGUGGCUGUGCUGGUGAGAGCCUUUGCCGAACUGACUUCCACGAACGGUAGCUUUGAGCCCAGAAGCGUAAUCACGUGCGCGGUGGCCAACGUUGUCUGUGCCCUUUGCUUUGGCAAGAGAUACGAACACAGCGACGAGGAGUUCCUCAAGGUCGUUCAAACGAAUGACGAGUUAUUGAAGGCCUCCAGUGCGGCCAACCCUGCUGAUUUCAUACCGUGCUUCCGCUACCUUCCCUUACGGAUCAUAAAUGCGCCCCGGGAAUUUUACCAGGCGCUAAAUCAGUUCAUCACACGGCACGUGCAAGACCAUCUCACUACCUAUGAUAAGGGCCACAUCCGAGACAUCACUGAUGCGCUGAUUAAUACGUGUCACAACAAGCAUGCGGCUUCCAAAACAGCCACCUUAACUAAUGAUGAAAUCAUCAGCACUGUGAAUGACCUAUUUGGAGCUGGGUUUGAAACAGUCUCAACAUGUCUUUACUGGAGCUUUCUCUAUCUGAUACGUUUUCCAGAAAUUCAAGUCAAGAUUCAAGAGGAAAUUGAUAGAAACAUUGGAUUCAAACCCCCCAGAUUUGAGGACAGGAAAAUCUUACCCUACACGGAAGCUUUCAUCAAUGAAAUUUUCCGCCACGUUUCCUUUCUUCCUUUCACCAUUCCACACUGCACUACAGUGGACACUUCUCUGAAUGGCUAUUUCAUUCCUAAGAACACAUGCACCUUUAUCAACAUGUACCAAGUGAAUCACGAUGAAACUAUUUGGGAUCAUCCCAAUUCAUUUCAACCGGAGAGAUUCCUAACCAAAAAUGGCGAACUGGAUAAAAGUCUUGUUGAGAAAGUCUUGGCAUUUGGCAUGGGAAUCCGGAAGUGUCUGGGAGAAGAUGUCGCCCGGAAUGAGGUCUUCCUCUUCAUCACCACUGUCCUGCAGCAGCUGAAGCUGCAGAAAUGCCCAGGAGCCCAGCUGGACCUGACGCCCACCUAUGGCUUAGCCAUGAAGCCCAAACCAUACCAGCUCAAAGCAGAACUCCGCUUUCCAAAUUAAUUCAGAAAAAGCCAUGUUAUUAAAUUCAUUGACACAGCAUUUAAAGGGCUCUACUGAGCCUGGUAUUAAUGAAACAAUUUGUCUAUCAUCCUAAAAUGGAGACUGAGACUACAUCUCUUCCUCAGAGGUGAACUCUUCCAUUAUCUAUUUCCCGAUUACAACCAGAGUAAAAAUGUACCCGUCAUAUUGUGUAUUCACAAAGUAGAAAUGAAUAAGAAGGUUAUGGGUGUUAUGGUUAAGUUUAUAGAGCCACUUGGCUGGGUCAUGAUUCUUGUUGGUUUGGCAAUUAUGCAAUGAUAUAAUUUGGUAGCUAGGUAGUCCUCCACCAUUUUGUGAUGUGGUUAUUUUGCCACUUCAUAUAAUGCUGAUUUUCCCAUAAUUGAGUUUCCCAUAAUGACCUGGCCUUGGGGACCUACUCAUGUCACUAAGUGAUGAGGAGAUAUGUUUUUUAAAGUGUAGUCGUGCACGCGUUGGGUUUUGACCCGCGUGGUCAGCCAUUUGAAACAGCCAGCAGCUUCAAGAGAGGGAGACGGAGCUCUCUACUCAGGUAGAGUUACAGCCUCAGAAACCCACAGGGGCCCCACUGAGAGUCAGCGCUGACUUGGCAGCAAGUUUGGUUUGAUUUGGCUUCCUAUAAUCCUGUUAUAGGAAAGAGUUCCUCUUUCACGAAGACAGUUUAAGAUAAUGGCAAAAUGUGAUGCAAUUCUGUAGUUUUAGGAUUGGGAAGACCAUGGUGGUUAGUUCAGACAUCACUGGGAGUAGGGUGGGAGCGAAAGAAAUGACUGACUAUGUCAGACCCAUGAGGUUAUCGAUCCUUCCUUAUACCACCUUCUAAUCGAACAGACAUGCUGACAGCUCUUAUGAAUAUAGGGCUCAGAAUAGGAACACAUUUCUGAUAAUAGGAACAAUUAUUUUCAGAGAUAGGAAACAGACAUAUAAAAUAAGGGAGUUAACGUACCUAGAAUAACAGAAUCAUUGAUGGGGGUAAUAGAUGAAUUGAUUUGAAUUGAAUGGAUUUAAAGAUUUAGAGAAACUAAUAGGAAAAUUUUCUCAAAAGACAUUUCAUACCGAUUCUUAAUGUUUCCUAUAUUACAAAUCUAAGUUUAAAGGUUAAAUUGGUUGUUUUUAUAUUUCCACAUUCUUUUGAUAUCUACUAAAUAUAUGUUUUCAAUUAUAUUUUGUUCUUCUUUAAUAAUGAACCGAGGUACGUAAGUGAGCCUGAAAUGCACAGCAGAGAAUCAUGUUUUAAAGCUGUAAGAAGUCAGGGAGAACCCCUCAGUUGCCUAAUUCAAGCAGGGAAAGUAGUUAAGGAGGUCCCCUGGUGACAUCAUGGUUAUUAUUUGAUCUGCUAUCAGCAACGUCAGCAGUUCAAAACCACCAGCAGCCGUGUUGGAGAAAGAUGGGGCUUUCUACUCUUGGGAAGAGUUCAGU
Echinops telfairi (small Madagascar hedgehog) is the source of this 3103-nucleotide messenger RNA. RefSeq names its product cytochrome P450 1A4-like. The record is from RefSeq and is a predicted model, not a curated record. Gene Ontology annotation, biological process: progesterone metabolic process; hormone biosynthetic process. Gene Ontology annotation, molecular function: heme binding; iron ion binding; oxidoreductase activity, acting on paired donors, with incorporation or reduction of molecular oxygen, reduced flavin or flavoprotein as one donor, and incorporation of one atom of oxygen. Bases 140 to 1672 code for a protein of 510 amino acids. NCBI's taxonomy places the organism in Eukaryota, Metazoa, Chordata, Mammalia, Afrosoricida, Tenrecidae. The transcript has 7 exons.